This is a messenger RNA of Cornus florida, 824 nucleotides long. RefSeq lists its product as uncharacterized. Bases 369 to 812 code for a protein of 147 amino acids. The transcript has a single exon. The record is from RefSeq and is a predicted model, not a curated record. Lineage: Eukaryota; Viridiplantae; Streptophyta; Magnoliopsida; Cornales; Cornaceae.
GGCAAACGUGGAUAUGAUAUAGAUUUUGAAGAAGACCUAACCCAAGAUCUAAUGGAACUAACCCAUGGGCCAACUAACCAACCCACCUCAGCAAAGUCAAGCAAACGUUCCUUUUUUUUUUUUCGGAUCCCUUUUAUGUUUCUUUUUCUUACACGUUCAAGAAACGAACACUUGUCAACAUGAUGGGUGAACAAAUGACCAAAUUUUCUGCCACCACCUCGCACCCAUGCAUCGUUCAAGCGCCACUUCAUAGCAUCGAUCUAAACCAUACUCUCUCUAUCUCUCUAUAAAGAUAUAUACACAGAGUCACACACUCACUGUAAGCGGUGUAUAAGAGAAGAGAGAUACAGUUGAUGGUAGAGUGAGAAAUGAAUAACAUAGACGAUAAGGAAGAGUCGACGGUGACAAUCCGAGCAGUGAGCCAUGACGAAGAAGGACGAAAGCAAGUGGAGAAGACCGAAGUGAACAUCCACAAAAUCGACACACUCAAGUACAUAGAGAAGAAGCUCGCCGACAACGGCCUCGUGCGCAUGGAACGCCACUCGGCCGACGGCAUUCCGUUGGCACGUGGGCCGCCCAAGUCCGGCCAUGGCGGGAAGUACACGUGGGAGGGGCCGAUGGACGAGGCGGAGGCCGAGCUGAAGCUUGCACCGCCGGCAAUCGACGAGAAGGAUCCAAACUAUGUUGAUGAAGAAGCGGAGGAGAGGUUGGUAGAGGGAGGGUUGGUGAUGGGAGAAGUGGAGGUUGCUAAGGAUGGUGUGGGUGUGGCCAGGGUUGAGCUUGAUCCUCGACUUCAAGGGUACAUAAACUAAAUAGUCUGAAGA